AGCAGAGAGCGAAGGAUUUUGGGUAGGACAUCCUUAGGUCAGCCAUAUUGCGGUGGUCCGUCUGAAGGAGAGAGAGAAGAUGAGGGGGAUCCAGGGAAUAAGCCAGUUAUCGAGACGCUUCUAUGCGGCCACUCAAAGGGACCAGCCCUUGACUGUGCCCCUGCCAGGCGUCAAGGUCUCGGCAGGUGCCCCUCACAUGUACCAGGAUGUUCAUGUGACAAAAUUGCCUAGCGGGUUAGUGAUUGCUUCCUUGGAAAACUAUUCUCCUGCUUCUCGCAUUGGUGUGCUUGUCAGGGCCGGAAGCCGAUAUGAAAUGAUGGACAACCUCGGUGUCACGCACUUGCUUCGUCUGGCUGCCAGUCUGACAACCAAGGGAGCAUCUGGCUUCAGGAUCUGCCGUGGUGUUGAGGCUGUAGGGGGAAGCUUAAGUGUGUCAGGCUCCAGGGAAACCAUGGCGUACACUGUAGACUGCCUGAGAGAUCAUAUUGACACUGUUAUGGAGUAUUUGAUCAAUGUGACCACUGCACCGGAGUUUCGGCCAUGGGAAGUGUCAGACCUCACUGCCAGGGUGAAACUGGAUAAGGAACUUGCCAAGCAGUCUCCGCAGAUUGGUGUCAUUGAGAAUUUGCAUGCUGCAGCUUUUAAGAAUGCCCUGUCCAAUUCCUUGUACUGUCCAGACUACAUGGUUGGCCAAAUCACCGCAGAACAGAUGCACACCUUUGUUCAGAACAACUUCACAAGUGCAAGAAUGGCCCUGGUUGGUCUUGGUGUGGAUCAUGUCGUGCUUAAGCAGGUUGGGGAGCAAUUCCUGAACAUCCGCAGUGGAACAGGCACCAUUGGUUCCAAAGCUGUGUACCGUGGAGGUGAGCUGAGGCAUCAGUCUGGAGGAGGACUGGUUCAUGCCGUCGUUGCGAGCGAAGGUGCAAGUGCAACAUCAGCUGAUGCCACUGCAUUCAGCGUACUGCAGCAUGUGCUUGGAGCAGGACCUCGUGUCAAGAGAGGCUCCAACACUACCAGCAAACUGAGUCAGGGCAUCUCAAAUGUCACCGCUCAGCCCUUUGAUGCGUCUGCCUUCAAUGCCAACUACACUGAUUCUGGACUGUUUGGAGUUUACACCAUCUGCCAGGCUAACUCUGCCAAAGAUGUAAUCAAAGCAGCAGUCAGUCAAGUGAAUGACAUUGCACAAGGAAACCUUGCAGCAGCUGACCUCAGCAGAGCUAAGAAUCAAUUGACGGCGGAAUACCUGAUGUCUGUUGAGAGUUCUGAGGGUUUAAUGGAAGCUAUUGGUUCACAAGUGCUUGCAGAGGGUACCUACCAUUCCCCCGAGGCUGUGACCCAGAAAAUCAAUGCUGUGUCUUCAGCUGAUGUUGUCAACGUUGCAAAGAAAUUCAUGUCUGGCAAAAAGACUAUGGCCUCCAGUGGACAUUUGGUCAACACACCUUUUGUUGAUGAAAUCUGAACACAUCUGUAUUCCCACACAUUUUAUCUUUAGACAGUGUCUAACUCUUUGUUUCAUUAUAAUGAAAUCAGGACGCUUGAUUAUAUUUUAUUGUUCCUGUCCAAAAAAACAUAAAUAAAAAUAAUAAGGUUGUCAUCAA
Labeo rohita (rohu) is the source of this 1598-nucleotide messenger RNA. RefSeq names its product cytochrome b-c1 complex subunit 2, mitochondrial (gene uqcrc2b). NCBI's taxonomy places the organism in Eukaryota, Metazoa, Chordata, Actinopteri, Cypriniformes, Cyprinidae. Gene Ontology annotation, cellular component: mitochondrion. Gene Ontology annotation, molecular function: metalloendopeptidase activity; metal ion binding. Bases 80 to 1459 code for a protein of 459 amino acids. The record is from RefSeq and is a predicted model, not a curated record. Gene Ontology annotation, biological process: proteolysis. The transcript has 14 exons.